Molecule: messenger RNA, 927 nt
Organism: Clonostachys solani
Lineage: Eukaryota; Fungi; Ascomycota; Sordariomycetes; Hypocreales; Bionectriaceae
Source: the annotation of a GenBank genome assembly
AUGAACCGCAAUUUGUAUCCUUGCGCUGUUUGUGGGAACAGGGUCGGUGGAAGGGAGCAUCCUGAGCAUGAUGAAGCAACUCUUUGGCUUUGCAGAUUCCGUGGAGUAUAUCAUCACAACGAAGAAGGGUAUAUUCUGACAGGUGUUUGUUUUUCCACUGAGCCAGAAGAGGAGCAGUUCGGAGCUCCUCCAGCCGACAACUCUGUUUGGACUGACGAGGGGUAUGGGAUUGAAACAGAGCAUGGCAUAUUCAACAUUGUGACAAGUCGCUCCAAGGAUGGUUGGCAUGGCUUUCUAGUCCACGAGGCAUGCUGGUCGCUUCUUUCCACCUACUGCCAACCAGAAUCGAUACCACUUGAGAGACUACACGAAGUUUGCUCUUCCAUCCACAUCAAUGGCACAAUUCUUAACUGGGUUCCACCUGCAGCUGAAGAUGUUAUCGGCCUAGAAACCGCGUUUCACAAUCCCUUACGUGCCUCUGAAGCUAGGAAUCUUUUAAAUCAGGAGCCAGAAAGCCCACGACUCAUCGCCGAUAUACCCAACCCGCAAAAGUCUGCUGGGAACCGGCUGGACCAACUCCCGCAGGAGCUCGUGGAUAUGAUUGCCAAGGAACUGCCUACACAAGAUUUCCUGAACGCAAGGCUAGCCACAAGAUCUUUUUGGCCCAUGUUUCACAGCCAAUCAUUUUGGUUCUCAAGAUUCAUCGCCGGUGGGGAACGGUCAUGGCUCUUUGAGGCCCUAGAUGCUCACGAAAACGUUGAUUGGCGAUCACUAUGCCGCAAGACGAAUGAAUCCCGCUUGACUUUGGGGCUACGAAACAGAAAGAGGAUUUGGGGUAUCAUUGCCGAGCUCGCGCCCUUCCUUCUACGAUCAUCACAAGAGCCCUCGUCACAACCUUCUCUACUGGAGGCGGGUGGUCUGGAAUAA